Molecule: messenger RNA, 1639 nt
Organism: Camarhynchus parvulus
Lineage: Eukaryota; Metazoa; Chordata; Aves; Passeriformes; Thraupidae
Gene: PAX5
Product: paired box 5
Exons: 10
Coding region: 168-1340 (390 amino acids)
Biological process (GO): anatomical structure development; regulation of transcription by RNA polymerase II
Molecular function (GO): RNA polymerase II cis-regulatory region sequence-specific DNA binding; DNA-binding transcription factor activity, RNA polymerase II-specific
Source: RefSeq, a predicted model, not a curated record
UUUGUUUUGUUUUGUUUUAUGUGUUGGUUUGGUUUUUUUUUAUUUGUUUGUUCGGUUUUGGUCGGUCUCCGUCCUUUUUCGCGGGCUCCCUCCCUCAGCCCGAAACCCGAGCGCCGCCGGCGAAUCGAGAUCAGCUCGGCGAGGUCGCCCGGCCCCGGACCGCUCCGAUGGAAAUACACUGUAAGCACGACCCGUUCGCAGCGAUGCACAGACAUGGAGGCGUGAAUCAGCUGGGGGGUGUUUUUGUGAACGGCCGCCCUCUCCCAGAUGUCGUUCGCCAAAGGAUCGUGGAGCUCGCCCACCAAGGGGUCCGGCCGUGUGACAUCUCCCGGCAGCUCCGCGUCAGUCACGGCUGUGUCAGCAAAAUACUCGGCAGGUAUUAUGAAACCGGGAGUAUUAAGCCUGGAGUGAUUGGAGGAUCAAAACCAAAGGUCGCCACACCCAAAGUCGUUGAAAAAAUUGCAGAGUACAAACGCCAAAAUCCCACCAUGUUUGCCUGGGAAAUCAGGGACAGACUCCUUGCUGAGCGAGUGUGUGACAACGACACCGUGCCCAGUGUCAGCUCCAUUAACAGGAUCAUAAGGACCAAGGUGCAGCAGCCACCCAAUCAGCAGGUCCCGGCUUCCAGUCACAGCAUAGCCUCCACAGGAUCAGUCACCCAGGUGUCCUCCGUGAGCACCGACUCUGCUGGCUCGUCCUACUCCAUCAGUGGGAUCCUGGGCAUCGCCUCCCCCGGCGCCGAGAGCAACAAGCGCAAGCGGGACGAAGGUAUUCAGGAAUCUCCAGUACCAAAUGGCCAUUCUCUACCAAGCAGAGAUUUUCUUCGGAAGCAGAUGCGAGGAGACCUUUUCACCCAGCAGCAGCUAGAAGUGUUGGAUCGUGUCUUUGAGAGACAACAUUAUUCUGACAUUUUCACAACAACUGAGCCCAUCAAACCAGAGCAGGCAACAGAAUACUCAGCCAUGGCCUCACUAGCUGGUGGAUUGGAUGACAUGAAGGCCAAUAUAACCAGCCCUACUUCGGCAGAUUUGGGAGCAAGUGUUCCUGGGCCUCAGUCCUAUCCUAUUGUCACAGGUCGCGAGCUGGCAAGUACAACCCUCCCAGGAUACCCUCCACACGUCCCUCCUGCUGGACAGGGCAGCUACUCCGCUCCAGCACUGACAGGAAUGGUGCCUGGGAGCGAGUUUUCUGGGAGCCCAUACAGCCACCCACAAUAUUCAACAUACAACGACUCCUGGAGGUUUCCCAACCCUGGACUCCUGGGCUCCCCCUACUACUACAGCGCUACAGCCCGUGGAGCAGCCGCACCAGCUGCUGCCGCCGCCUAUGACCGCCACUGACGCCGGCGCUCAGGGCAUCGGCGCUGACGGCACACGCAUCUGGGAGAGCCGCGACGACUCAUCUUGCUGCCACCAUGCCAGCCUCUCCAAAAGGGAAGGAGAAAGUACCUAGUAGGAACAUGAUCAUUGAAAUUUUGCUCUUAAAGCUUGUUGAACUGAUUAUUGUAUUCUUAAAUCUGGUUGGGUCCUGAAUCAAACAGAGAAACAGGAGGAAGUGGCACUCCUGGAGCUCUGUGUGGUCAAAACUGUGUGGUAGCUUCACGUUCUUUGCAGCCGGCUGGCCACUGCUUUAAUCGCCU